This is a messenger RNA of Peronospora matthiolae, 1212 nucleotides long. The record is from the annotation of a GenBank genome assembly. Lineage: Eukaryota; Oomycota; Peronosporomycetes; Peronosporales; Peronosporaceae.
AUGAUGCUCCAGCUAAGCAGAUCGACCGUGUCUUCCCAGCAGCGUCGUAUUGGCACCAAACUCGUGAUCCCUCGCACCCAACGGACGUUCAGGCGUUCUGCGUCCGCAUCCGUGAUCCAAUACGCGUCCCCAUUUGCACGUCCCGUCGUGCUCGCAGUAUCAGCUGUAACCUUCGCUUCUCUCGCUGUAAACUCCUCCAGCUCCUCCUCCUCCUCCGAAGCAGCCAAGCCAAGCCUCGAGCUUGACAGUAGCUCAAGUCCAGAAGAGUUUCUCUAUCCAGCCAUCCAGCCGUUUAAUACCGGCACCAUUCGCGUCUCUCCAGUCCAUGAACUCUACUAUGAAGAAUGCGGGAACCCGUACGGGAAACCCGUGAUCCUGGUCCAUGGUGGACCAGGUGCUGGCUGCUCGGCUCACAUGAGACGGUUCCAUGAUCCUCGGGUGUACCGCAUCAUUUUGCUGGACCAACGUGGCUCUGGACGGAGUCAACCUCAUGCAUCACUGGAAGAGAAUACGACGUGGCACUUGGUUGAAGACAUGGAGAAGCUCCGGUGUCAGCUGAACAUUGACAAGUGGCAAGUCUUUGGAGGUUCGUGGGGAAGUACCCUAUCGAUCGCGUAUGCAAUCACGCACCCGACUCACGUGACGGAAUUGGUGCUGCGAGGCAUCUUCCACCUGCGCAAGCAAGAGAUCGACUUUUAUUAUCAAAGUGGUGCCAACUUUAUCUACCCGGAUCGCUGGGAGGCUUACCGGGAUGCUAUUCCUGAAGAAGAGCGUGGAGAUUUUGUGAUGGCGUACCAUAAACGGCUAACAAGUGAUGACGCAACUGUCCGGAUUCCAGCAGCUCUGGCCUGGACAACAUGGGAGAAAACCACGAGUAACCUCAUUCCUCCACCGGAUGUACGGGACAAGUCGAUGGACGAAGAAAAGUUCGCCGAAGCAUUUGCUCGCAUUGAAAACCAUUACUUUGUCAACAAGGGCUUCUUCCCCACGGACGAGUUCCUCAACGAGAACGCGCACAAGAUCCGCCACAUUCCGACGGUCAUUGUCCAGGGACGGUACGACAUCGUUUGCCCGAUGAAGACGGCUUGGGACUUCCACAAGGCUUUUCCAGAGGCUGACUUCCGCGUCGUCCAGACGGCCGGUCAUUCUGCCAUGGAGCCUGGCAUUGCGAAGGAGCUCGUCGACGCCACCGACAAAUUUAAGAGCUUGUAA